Molecule: messenger RNA, 1116 nt
Organism: Pocillopora verrucosa
Lineage: Eukaryota; Metazoa; Cnidaria; Anthozoa; Scleractinia; Pocilloporidae
Source: RefSeq, a predicted model, not a curated record
AUGGCUUUACAGGCCUUGGUGGGUCGUCCACCGGUCCUGUUUGAUUCCUGUUCCGCGAUUGCAGCUCUUGAAGAGGUAGUUCACUUAGCACAGAAGUAUGUGGAUGAGCGAUACUCGAGGUAUCAGAUAAUCCUCAGAAAGUGUCGCCCCCUGGUGGCAGACGCAUCCUUACAGAAUAUCCUGAUCAAAUUAGUGGCCUCGAAGGAGGAAGCUGAGAUUGCUAAGGCAAUCGAGAAGGCGAGAAAGUCAAGCCAAGCAGAGAAAAGUUUUUCACCGCCUGUUACAGCUGGGAAAACAAGGGGACCCUCCUAUAGAUACCGAAGAGGUCGUUAUAAAAAGGCCCGGACCUUUUCAAACAUAGGUCUCUAUCGAGAGUCCUCAGACGAAAUGUGGUUGAUGAAUAUGGUGGAAGAAACGUUUUCCUAUUUAAACAUUACCAAGAUCAAUUCAGCUGAGGUUCAAAACAACGGCGAUUGUGCGUUUGCCUGCCUAAACGAACCCAUGUGUUUUUCAUACAACUUAGAGGCAAGAGCCUCCAAAACAGGAACACGCGUAUGUGAGCUGCUGCCAUCGGAUAAGUACAACAACUCGGACGAAGUCAUCAUAAGCCAGAAAUUUCAUCAUUACAGCAUUCAGACACCUUGCAGCAGAGAACCCUGUCAAAACUAUGGCACCUGCGUACCGCGGUACGAGAAAAACAGUUAUGUGUGCGUUUGCAAAAUUGGAUUUGAGGGAAAAGAUUGCGAAACAGCUGUCUCAGAAUGCAAUCGGUACAAGAUUCUGAAUGACUCCGAUCGACUCAGCAAUCUUGGUCGCGGCAAAAAAUGCGAUAAAAAUUUGACAGAAGACUGGUACAGAUUCUCGGCGUGGGCUGGAACGAAUAUGCCUACACACUGCUUACCGAACCAUAGAUGCAGCACGGAUUUACCAGGGUGGAUGGACGGAGCACACCCAACGGCUGAUGAAGGAGUCGUUUCCAGAAAAGUUUGUUUUAGUGGCUAUGAUAACUGUUGUUACCGCAACAUUACAAUCAACGUACGGAAUUGCAGCUCCUUCUUUGUAUACAGACUGAAGCCAGUUUCAUAUUGCAACAGCCGCUACUGUGGAAAAAGUUAG